This is a messenger RNA of Sporothrix brasiliensis 5110, 1431 nucleotides long. RefSeq names its product acetylornithine aminotransferase. The record is from RefSeq and is a predicted model, not a curated record. Gene Ontology annotation, cellular component: mitochondrial matrix. Gene Ontology annotation, biological process: arginine metabolic process. NCBI's taxonomy places the organism in Eukaryota, Fungi, Ascomycota, Sordariomycetes, Ophiostomatales, Ophiostomataceae. Bases 1 to 1431 code for a protein of 476 amino acids. The transcript has a single exon. Gene Ontology annotation, molecular function: transaminase activity; identical protein binding; pyridoxal phosphate binding.
AUGGCCUGGCGGACACCAGCCCUGAACGCGGCCAAGCGUGCCGUGACCUCGGCGGCCGUCGGACGGAGUGCUGCCCGGAUGGUGGCCCGGCCGGCGGUGCGCACCAUGUCGUCCACCUCUGUCUGGCGGAUGGCUGCUGCCCCGACACAGACGGCCGUGCUCGAGCGCGAGGAGGUCGUCGAAGGCUUGCACAGCCCGGAUAUUGUCGCCCAAAGCGAUCCGUACAUGGUGGCGACGUACUCGCGGCCCGCCCCCGUGUUUGAACGAGGGGCCGGCACCUACCUGUGGGACCUGGAGGGCAACAAGUACUUGGACCUGACGGCGGGCAUUGCGGUGAACGGCCUCGGCCACUGCGACCCGGAGAUUACGCGCGUGAUUGCGGACCAGGCCAGCACGCUGAUGCACGCGUCCAACCUGUACCACAACAUCUGGACGGGCACGCUGUCCAAGCAGCUGGUGGAGGAGACGGCCAAGUCCGGCGGCAUGGCCUACGACCCCGUCAAGGCCGUGUUCGUUGCCAACUCGGGCAGCGAGGCCAACGAGGCCGCCAUCAAGUUUGCGCGCAAGGUCGGCAAGGUGCGGGACCCGUCGGGCCGGCAGACCGAGAUUGUGUCCUUCUCGGGCGCCUUCCACGGCCGCACCAUGGGCAGCCUGUCGGCGACGCACAACCCCAAGUACCAGACGCCCUUUGCGCCCAUGGUGCCCGGCUUCCGCUGCGGCACGUUCAACGACGCCGACCCGGCCGUGCUCGAGGCGCUCGUCACGCCCCAGACGUGCGCGGUGAUUGUCGAGCCGAUCCAGGGCGAGGGCGGCGUCCACGUCGGCACGGCGGAGUUUAUGGUGGCCCUGGCCCGUCGGUGCCGUGCCGUGGGCGCCGUGCUGAUCCACGACGAGAUCCAGUGCGGGCUGGCGCGCACGGGCGGCACGCUCUGGGCGCACGCGCACCUGCCCAAGGAGGCCCACCCGGACAUGGUGACGACGGCCAAGGCGCUCGGCAACGGCUUCCCCAUCGGUGCGACGCUCGUCAGCGGCGCCGUGGCCGACGCCAUCCAGAUGGGCGACCACGGCACGACCUUUGGCGGCAACCCGCUGGCGUGCCGCGUGGCCUACCACGUGCUGGCACGCCUCAGCGACCCGGCGCUGCAGGGCGACGUCGUGGCCAAGGGCGCCGUGUUUGUGCGCGGCCUGCAGCAGCUGCGCGACAAGUACCCGGCCAUCAUCACGGAGAUCCGCGGCCGGGGCCUGAUUCUGGGUGCGCAGCUGGCGGUCGACCCAAACCCGAUCAUUGCCGCGGCGCGCGAACGCGGUCUGCUGGUGAUCUCGUGUGGCACCAACACGCUGCGCUUCGUGCCGCCGUUGAACAUCUCCGAGGCCGAGAUCCAGGAGGGCUUGGGCCUGCUUGACCAGGCCAUUGCUGCCAGCCAGAAGUGA